Molecule: messenger RNA, 2115 nt
Organism: Loxodonta africana (African savanna elephant)
Lineage: Eukaryota; Metazoa; Chordata; Mammalia; Proboscidea; Elephantidae
Gene: BNIPL
Product: BCL2 interacting protein like
Exons: 6
Coding region: 21-815 (264 amino acids)
Biological process (GO): apoptotic process
Cellular component (GO): cytoplasm
Source: RefSeq, a predicted model, not a curated record
CUCUAUGUGGCCGGCGCCCCAUGCGUAAGCGUCUUUCAGCCCCAGAGUUGCAACUGGAUCUGAAUGAAGGGCCUGGAGGUAGUGGAGCUUCUUCCACCCAUUCUGCACCUUCUUCUCCUGGUGGCAGUUCUGACCUGGACGUAGACGAACUGGAGACCCCUUCAGACUCUGAGCAGCUGGACAGUGGACAUGAGUUUGAAUGGGAAGAUGAACUGCCCCGGGCAGAGGGUCCAGGACCCAGUGAGGCAGCUGAAAGGCUGGGUCGGGGUUGUGUGUGGGAUGUGGCUGGAGAAGAUGGUCGUCACUGGAAGGUAUUUCGAACAGGACAGCAGGAGCAGCGAGUGGACAUGACUGUCAUCGAACCCUAUAAGAAAGUCCUAUCUCAUGGAGGUUACCAUGGUGAUGGUCUCAAUGCUGUCAUCCUCUUUGCUUCCUGUUACCUGCCCAGAAGCAGCAUCCCCAACUACACCUAUGUCAUGGAACACUUGUUUAGGUAUAUAGUGGGAACUCUGGAGGUGCUAGUAGCUGAAAAUUAUCUACUUGUUCACUUGAGUGGAGGCACAAGUAGGGCCCAAGUUCCACCUCUGAGCUGGAUACGCCAGUGUUACCGAACCCUGGAUCGACGGCUCCGGAAAAAUCUGCGAGCCCUAGUGGUUGUCCAUGCUACGUGGUACAUGAAGGCAUUUCUGGCGCUGCUUCGGCCUUUCAUCAGUUCCAAAUUCACACGAAAGAUACGGUUUCUGGACAGCCUGGGGGAGCUGGCUCAACUCAUCUCUCUGGAUCAGGUCCACAUCCCCGAAGUUGUCAGACAGUGAGUCCUGAGCUUAAGGAUGAAGGUUUGGGGUGGGAUGUAUAAAGCCAGUCCUCACUUUCUAAAUGCUUUAGGGGAGAUACAAAAGAAGACUGCACACACACAGAGAAGACAUUAAAGACUACUGCAUCUAAAAAGAACAAAUUAAAAAACUAUACACCUAAGUGCUGAGGCAUCAAGGAAUAAAGGCGCGAUCAUAACACAGGAGUUAGAGGAGAUUCAGGCCAGUCUUGGAAGGGAUAUGUUGGCGGUGAAUAGGAAAGUGUAUUUGGUGGAGGAGGCGUGUUAGGGAGCAAAGGAUCCUAAGUGAUGACUCAAGCAUCCAGUCUUCUAAGCUCUUCCAACUCACCAGUGAGUAAGACCCAGGCCAUUCUGCCCCAGUACUUUCUCCCUCUCUCUUAGGCUGGACCAAGAUCUGCAUGGCUCAGGAGGGACCUUGCACAGGACUGGAUAAAGGGCCUUAGAACCAGGCAGAAAUAUUGAUCUGCCCACCCCUGAAACAUCUGAGCUGUUUUGUAAAUCAUCUCACCCUCAAUAUCAGUGCCACCAGAUCUUCACAUCUUCGUGGGGUGUCAUACCUUCCGUGACCCUACUUAUGGCAGGGCUUUGAGGUCUGGAACCUCACCUGCUUGGGUGACUUUCGUGUCAGCUGGCUGUAGCAUAGUGAGUGUAGUGACAAAGGCAUUUUGGGAAAGUGGAGCUCUGGAUUUUGGUCCUGCUUUAGAAAAAAAAAAAAAAUUUUUUUUUUUUUAGUUGGGUUUUAGUUGUUGAAACUUGGGCAAAUAAUUUCAUCUCUUUGGGUCGUCUUUUCCUCCUGUAAAUGAAGGGGCUGAGAUCCUUUCCACCUUGACAACUGUAGCAGGCAGUGAGGUGAGAGGUGGGCGGGAAGAGCAGGGCUUAGCUGACCACAGCCAGCCAGCCUGCACCCUGUGGCAGGAAACAGCUCAGUACUCAGCCCCCAGCAACGCUCACUAAAUCUUGAAGAACUGCUGUAUUGCCACCUGGGAGCGUGGAAAGGCGUGCUUUCAAACCUGUAUUUUUGCCCUCUUUAGUAAAUUCAAAUAUUGAGCGUUUUAAUAAACUGCGAUGGGACGUUUGAUUUGGGCGUCGAGGAAGUAAAGGACUCUUUCCCCAGCCCCUUACACCAGAAUCCGUUACCACGGUCCGUUUCUGGCUCUGGCACCUGAAUUUUGCUGCAGAGGUUCCCUAGGAUUUUUAGCUCAGGCCAGGGUCUGCGGAGCGCCCGCGGGGAGGGCCGUGGGGGAGGGGCAUACCGCGCGCGAACAAGGCCCCCCCCCCCCCCG